UACCAAAAUAGACGGUUUCAUAUCACAGGUGGUGAUGGAGGCAGUGGUGUUGGCCGUGCUAGUCUUGAUGGCGCUGUUGCCCCAGGUUGAGCGUGCCUGGGGUCAGAGGGCGCCUUGUUACGAGUGUGAGGUUUACAAAGACACUCACCCGCAGUCGCGGCCCUACGAGGAGAUCCGCUCGCAUUGCUCGUACCCCUGCGAGUGCUCUUCGCUACCACCCGCAUGUCCGGCAGGAGUCUCGGUUGUGCGGGAUGGCUGUGGAUGCUGCGCCAUCUGCGCGCGCCAGCAAGGCGAGCAGUGUGACGGCACGACGCUGUGUGACGAGAAGCGCGGCCUCGUGUGUCAGUACCCGCAUCGCGCCACCGUCAAGGGCGUCUGCCAAGCAAUCAAGGGGCUGCCGUGUACCGUAUACAACAGAACAUACGAUAACGGAGAGACGUUCCUGUUGGACUGCCGGACGCAAUGCGCAUGUCAGAACGGAACGUACGCAUGCGCGUCGCUAUGCCCUCAGGAGUACAUCUCGCCCCAGGGGACCUGCAGACACCCGCGUCUGGUUGAGGUGCCGGGCCAGUGCUGUCGGGAGUGGAUGUGCGACAACACAGCAGCCCAGCACCCCCCGACCUGCCAGCAGGAGUACUCGCAGUGGUCCCCCUGUUCGAGUCCCUGUGGUGUGGGUCUGUCCCACCGUGUUUCAAACCUGAACCCACAGUGCCAUCCCACCAACGAGAGCCGACUUUGUCAGCUGCGACCUUGCGAAGGAGAGAGAGUGGCGGUGCCGCGCGGACACGCUAGACAUCACCACGUCAGGAAGGGUCACGAAUGUAAGGCCACACAGCGGGUGACAUUUCCCGUGAGGCUGCGGUUUGGACCUUGCAGAAGCAGGAAGACGUAUCGUCCCAAAUUCUGCGGGAGCUGCCCACGAGUAUGCUGCAAACCGCAGCUCAGUACCACUAUCGAAGUGGAGUUCCACUGUGACAGGGACAGCGCGGUGGAGGACAACACGGAUGUGCUGCUGGACCUCACGGAGCCAGGGACUGACCUCUGGUGGCCGGAAGAAAAGAAUGAGGAGCCCCACCACUAUUUCUUUUACGGCCACGAGCCAACAAGGUGGCCUCCAUGGAGAAGAGGGGGCAUGGAGUUCCAAGAAUACAAGGAUGAUGAGGGCGGGAGGUCGUUUCGUACUGUAUUCUUCGGUGUGCAGUGGAUUUUGAAAUGCCACUGUGCUCAGUCGUGCGGUGAAGAGGUGACGCUUGCUGAACAGGACUGGUUGGCAACUGCUAGGCCCACUAAUGGGGAAGGUGAGGUGCUCCUGCACAGAGUUCACAGGACUGCCGCUCCCUAAAGCGCAUUUAGCCAUUGUGAUAACAGUAACUCAGCCGGCCGCUAGGUGAUGCCACGUGAUCAGAAGUCAGGAGACGGUGAAGGUCACAAGUCUGAAUUCUCAUAUUAACUAGCACCACCCUCGAUUGUAUUUCUGUCGCGGUAAACUCCAGUAUUAUAUUUUGAAAUACACUAAAUUAUUACGUGUGUGUACUUACUGUUCCCGUAGAAAAAUGUCGGAUUGUGAGUGCUACUGCGGCCUAUGGGCAGGUUUCAAAUAAGAAAAACCUGAGAAUCAAUUUCCGCCAUGAGCAAAGGCUGUCCUCUUCCCCAUGACGUACAGACCGGCGCGGGGGUCCACGCAGUGAGUACUGGGGGAUUUAUCUCUAGUGUAAAACUGGAGGGGUGUGAAACUGACUACUCACCCCAGGUUAGAACUGAGGGUAAGAGCGAAAAAACUGCACCGCCACGUCCCUAUACGUUUCCAUGGCGUGAUGACUUCAACUUUUAAAGGAAUUUGCUUUCUAAAUCUCUGUAUAUAUUUUGUACUAAAUGAAGCACCCCUUCGUCCUGUCUAUAUCACAAUAAAUAGCAGCAUAAAUUUUAACGAGGAAAUGGCAUUUAAAUUAAUAAUUUGAAGUUUACUUGUGUGGGGACACGCGGUAGCAUAGUUGGCUGAGGGUCUAUACUACAA
Cryptotermes secundus is the source of this 2014-nucleotide messenger RNA. It is a transcript of the gene Ccn, whose product is annotated as CCN family member 2. Bases 35 to 1342 code for a protein of 435 amino acids. Gene Ontology annotation, biological process: cell adhesion; signal transduction. The record is from RefSeq and is a predicted model, not a curated record. The transcript is spliced from 7 exons. Gene Ontology annotation, cellular component: extracellular matrix; extracellular region. Lineage: Eukaryota; Metazoa; Arthropoda; Insecta; Blattodea; Kalotermitidae. Gene Ontology annotation, molecular function: integrin binding; heparin binding.